Messenger RNA from Tilletiaria anomala UBC 951, 1544 nucleotides. Its product is annotated as Thioesterase/thiol ester dehydrase-isomerase. The record is from RefSeq and is a predicted model, not a curated record. The transcript is spliced from 6 exons. Bases 79 to 1410 code for a protein of 443 amino acids. Gene Ontology annotation, biological process: acyl-CoA metabolic process; fatty acid catabolic process. Gene Ontology annotation, cellular component: peroxisomal matrix. Lineage: Eukaryota; Fungi; Basidiomycota; Exobasidiomycetes; Georgefischeriales; Tilletiariaceae. Gene Ontology annotation, molecular function: fatty acyl-CoA hydrolase activity.
CAGCAGUGCUGAAGAGCACGUCCGAGCAGCGCAGAGCAGAGCAGACCGAGAACCUGCCCCACGCAUCACCAUCUUACCAUGACCAAAAAGUCGACAGCCAACCACUCGGGUCGACACUGCAGCUGCAGUAGCGAUGGCAUGAGCUCCACUCGGCGCUCCUUGUCGCGCACGCUCGCCAGCGAGCAGGGCCAAGACCCUCUUUCGCAGGCUGAGGAUGCCAGCACCCACAGCUUAGGCACAGAUACUGCAUCUCCCGCUUCCACUGAGGUCACCGCCGCCGGCAGUGGCAGAAAAGGGGGCGUAGGAGAGAUAGACAAGGGCCCGGAGGCGUUCGAGUGGGGUGUCAACACGCGCCAGCACAUCGCAGACGCGCUUGCCGUCGAGGAGGUCGACGUCGAUCUGUACAAAAGCGUCUCGCUCUGGACGCCGAGCAGGGCACGAGGCGUGUUCGGCGGACAAGUCAUCGCUCAGGCUUUGUCGGCUGCCAGAAACACGGUCCGAGAGGGCCCUGUGCUGCACUCGAUGCACUGCUACUUCCUUCUCGCCGGCGAUGAAACAAUCCCGAUCAUCUAUACCGUCAAACGCGUCCGUGACGGCGGCUCGUACGUCACGCGCUCGACCACGGCGAGCCAGCGCGGCAAGACAAUCUUCAUCCUGAUCUCGUCCUACCAGAUUCCCGAGCCGGAGCAGCCAACGUUCGCCAUCCCGCUCUCGCCGAAGUUCCAGGCGGACAGCAGCAGCUCUGGCAGCCCAUCGAAACCUAACGGAGGCCCUACUCGCGCGAUUGGCAGCAUUAUCGAGGAAGCAGGGACGUCUAUGACCCGGCCGCCGACGAUGAGUGAGCAGUCGUGGAGCUCUUUCGUCAGCACGCUGCGCUCGCCGGAAGACUCGCCAUGCAAUGAGGAGCGCUACACACGCGUGCUCGCGCGCGCGGGGAGCAAGCUGUCGGACGCGACGGUGCGCAUUCUGCAGGCCUGGAUCAACGACCGCCGCAGCUCCGCCGUUGAGAUCCGUGACGCGCUCCCCGGAAUGUAUGACGAGCGGGGCCUGCCAACGCCCGGAGAUCAUCAGGCGUUCUGGAUGCGCACGCGGGAGCCGAUGCGUGGCGGUGCGGAUGCGCAGAAGCAUGCGUUGGCGUAUGCGAGCGACUUCUACCUGCUCUCCGCCGUGCCCAAGGCGCUCAAUGUGGGCAGCAAGAUCAAGAUGAUGGCCUCGCUGGACCACUCGAUGUGGUUCUACCACGACUUUGACGUACACGACUGGGUGCUGUACGUGAUGCAGGUUCAGGCCGUGUCCAACGGGCGUGGUGUCGUCCUCGGGCGCCUGUAUAGGCGCGACGGGACGCUGGUCGCUGUUGUGGCGCAAGAAGGCCUCUUGCGCAAACGCUUCGAUGCACCCCAUAAUCUCUAAGGAAGAAUGCUGCGAUGAUAUACAUUUUUCUCGUGCAAGGACCACCAUUAUCGCCGCACCUCAGCGCCGAUUACGAUCAAGAUAAUCGUAUCUUUCUAUCAAUGUAUGCUAGAGGUGCGCGCUUUGCAAUGUAG